CAAUAAAAUUCAACUUCCGCUUCUGUUAUUUAUUCCGUUCGAUUCCAGUGUUUCUGUGAGUCCAAUUCCAUUGACAAAGCAUAUUUAACCAUUUAUUUUGACGUCCACCUACACUAUUUGCACACACACAAAACAAUCUCCAACAUUUCUUAACCAACAACUGGAAGCUAAUAAUGGACAGAGACCAAGCUACUUCUCCACCAAUUCAAACAUCGGCGUUACUCUCUUAGAAUUAUACGAGAAUAUCUUAUGUGGAAAAAAGUGGUUUUUAUUUGAGAUCUAUCUUCAAUAUUCAUCAUUUAAAGACUAAAAAUGGAUGUUCAAGAAAACAGAUGUACCCUUGUUUGUAUCAAUCUCAGAUAAAAUUUCUGGGAAAUAUUUCCUAUGAAUAGAGAACACUGACAAAAUUUCCUUAAUUCACUGGGUACAAGAUGAUGUUUGCAUUGUAAUUAAUUUUGGAUUACAAAAGCGUUUCCAGUAUUUCCAAAUAAAGACAAAGAUCACACUUGAUAGAGAUGUUGGAGAAGAAGUAUUUAUUAGGGAUAAAGUUAUAAAGAUCAAAAGAAGACUAACAUCUGUAUGUUGUGUGGGAGAGAAGGAAAAAAUGAUGGAAAAUGAAUUCUGUGAGAAGAAGAUUAAAGUUGAAGCACAACCUGAAAGGAUUGAUUUUAUUGAUAAUAUAAAGAAAGAGAAAGAAAAAACUCUAUACCAUUGUAAUAUAUGUGGCAAAUCAUUCUCUAGGAAAGACAGCCUAACUACUCACAAAGAUAUUCAUACAGGAGAGAAACCACAUCACUGUGAUGUCUGUGGUAAAUCAUUCUCAGCUAUUGGUUCCUUAAAUACUCACAAACGAAUUCACACAGGAGAGAAACCAUAUCUCUGUAAUAUCUGUGGUAAAUCAUUCUCUCAAAUAGGUCACUUAAUUACACACAAGCGCAUUCAUACAGGAGAGAAGCCAUACCACUGUGAUAUCUGUGGUAAAUCGUUCUCUGAAAAGGGUGUCCUAAAAAAACACAAACACAUUCAUACAGGAGAUAAACCUUAUCUCUGUGACAUCUGUGGGAAAUCGUUCUCUCAACAAGGGAUCUUAACUAAACACAAACGCACUCAUACAGGAGAGAAACCAUAUCACUGUGACAUAUGUGGUAAAUCAUUCUCUGCAAGUGGUAACUUAAUUAAACACAAACAUAUUCAUAUAAGAGAUAAACCUUAUCAUUGUGAUGUCUGUGAUAAAUCAUUCUCUCAGAGACAUUCCUUAACUGCUCACAUAUGUAUUCAUACAGGAAAGAAACCAUUUGACAGUGAUAUCCAUGGUAAAUUAUUCAAUGAAACUAGUCACUUAAGUAAACACAAGAGUCUUCAGACAGCAGAAAAGCCAUAUGACUGUGAUAUCUGUGGUAAAUCAUUCUCUCUAAGUAGUAACUUAACUACACACAAACACAUUCAUACAGGAGAAAAACCACAUCCCUGUGACAUUUGUGGUAAAACAUUCUCUCAGAGUGGUAACUUAGUUAUACACAAACGUAUGCAUACAGGAGAGAAGCCAUAUCCUUGUGAUAUCUGUGGUAAGUCAUUCCCUCUAAGUGUUAAUUUAACCACACACAAACGCAUUCAUACAGGACACGAACCAUAUCAUUGUGACAUAUGUGGUAAAUCAUUUUCUGCAAAUGGUAACUUAAUUAAACACAAACAUAUUCAUAUAGGAGAUAAACCUUAUCAUUGUGACAUCUGUGAUAAAUCAUUCUCUCAGAGACAUUCCUUAACUGCUCACAUAUGUAUUCAUACAGGAAAGAAGCCAUUUAACAGUGAUAUCCAUGGUAAAUUAUUCAAUGAAACUAGUCACUUAAGUAAGCACAAAAGUCUUCAGACAGCAGAAAAGCCAUAUCACUGUGAUAUCUGUGGUAAGUCAUUCUCUCAAAGUGGUAACUUAACUACACACAAACACAUUCAUACAGGAGAAAAACCAUAUCCUUGUGACAUUUGUGGCAAAUCAUUCUCUCAAAGUGGUAAUUUGGUUAUACACAAACGUAUGCAUACAGGAGAGAAGCCAUAUCCUUGUGAUAUCUGUGAAUAUCAGAUGACAUUGGCAUAGUAGAAAGUUUUAAAGACUAAAGGAAAGUCUUAUACACAAGAGACAUAAACUUGUUUAUAUAAAUCUAUGCAAGAAUUUCUGUGAAAUAUUUGAUCUGAACAGAGACAAGUUUCCAAAAUUUCCCUUCUUCGUUCUCUGAAAUGUGUACAGUAUGAUUUCAAGUUUUAAUUAAACUUUGGAUUGCAAAACAGUUUGCAGCAUAUUCCAAUAUCAACAGAGGUCACAAUUGACAGAAACAUAACAGAAGAAACAUUUGCGAGGAAUAAAAUAUAAAAGCAAAAUUUUUAAAUUAUUGAAAAAGUUGCAAGACGCAAUGAAAAUUUUAGAAAAAUAAAAAAGAAAUAAGUGGAAAUUUUACCGGUGAGUGUGUUAAAUGAUAAGGCACUAAAAGAGAAUGACUCUUCCCAGACAACAGAAUAUGCUUCAACACAAGAAAUCACAUAAAGAAUCUUGCAAACCAAAUCCAAAAAUGAAAUAAAACUAAAAAAAAACUAUUUGUUUCUUGUGGUUGUAAAAUUA
Molecule: messenger RNA, 2611 nt
Organism: Octopus bimaculoides (California two-spot octopus)
Lineage: Eukaryota; Metazoa; Mollusca; Cephalopoda; Octopoda; Octopodidae
Source: RefSeq, a predicted model, not a curated record